Messenger RNA from Cuscuta epithymum, 3762 nucleotides. NCBI's taxonomy places the organism in Eukaryota, Viridiplantae, Streptophyta, Magnoliopsida, Solanales, Convolvulaceae. The record is from the annotation of a GenBank genome assembly.
UACUUAUUAUUAAUUUAUUAUAUCUACUUAUAUAUUUAUUAUCUACUUAUAUAUACAUAUAGUACUUUACUAAUAUUUAUUGUCUACUUAAUAGUUAAUAUAUACUUACUAUCUUCUUAAAGUAGAUAAUUUGAUAUCUAAUUAUCUACUUUACAUACAUAUAUUAUCUUCUUCCUAUUCAUCAUCAACCAAUCGGCCAAUCCACCAAGGUACUCUUCUCUUCUUUUACACAUUAAUGGCGUUAUAUUCAAGUAGUUAAUUUGUUGCAUUAUUCAUUAAAGUGUACAAGUAGUAAAUUUAGACAUUUUAAUUAAAGUAUAAAACUAGUUAAUUUGUUGCAUUUGUCAUUUAAGUGUACACCUAGUAAAUUUAGACAUUUUAAUUAAAGUAUAAAACUAGUUAAAUUAUUGCAUUAUUCAUUAAAGUGUACAAGUAGUAAAUUUAGACAUUUUAAUUAAAGUAUAAAACUAGUUAAUUUGUUGCAUUUCUCAUUAAAGUGUACACCUAGUAAAUUUAGACAUUUUAAUUAAAGUAUAAAACUAGUUAAGUUAUUGCAUUAUUCAUUAAAGUGUACAAGUAGUAAAUUUAGACAUUUUAAUUAAAGUAUAAAACUAGUUAAUUUGUUGCAUUUCUCAUUAAAGUGUACACCUAGUAAAUUUAGACAUUUUAAUUAAAGUAUAAAACUAGUUAAGUUAUUGCAUUAUUCAUUAAAGUGUACAAGUAGUAAAUUUAGACAUUUUAAUUAAAGUAUAAAACUAGUUAAUUUGUUGCAUUUCUCAUUAAAGUGUACACCUAGUAAAUUUAGACAUUUUAAUUAAAGUAUAAAACUAGUUAAGUUAUUGCAUUUCUCAUUAAAGUGUACACCUAGUAAAUUUAGACAUUUUAAUUAAAGUAUAAAACUAGUUAAUUUGUUGCAUUUCUCAUUAAAGUGUACACCUAGUAAAUUUAGACAUUUUAAUUAAAGUAUAAAACUAGUUAAGUUAUUGCAUUAUUCAUUAAAGUGUACAAGUAGUAAAUUUAGACAUUUUAAUUAAAGUAUAAAACUAGUUAAUUUGUUGCAUUUCUCAUUAAAGUGUACACCUAGUAAAUUUAGACAUUUUAAUUAAAGUAUAAAACUAGUUAAGUUAUUGCAUUUCUCAUUAAAGUGUACACCAAGUAAAUUUAGACAUUUUAAUUAAAGUAUAAAACUAGUUAAUUUGUUGCAUUUCUCAUUAAAGUGUACACCUAGUAAAUUUAGACAUUUUAAUUAAAGUAUAAAACUAGUUAAGUUAUUGCAUUUCUCAUUAAAGUGUACACCUAGUAAAUUUAGACAUAUUAAAAUAUUUGAUAUACUUUUAUAUUUGUUAAGAUGGAGCGCGGUAGACAUUCUUUGGAUAUCGGAAAUCUCCAACGCAACCGAAAGAAGGAGAUUGCGAGAACUCAUCCUAGUUUGCGCAAAAAAAGCGGGCAGUCCGGAUCUUCUUCUCAAAGUGGAUGGGAGGACGAACCGGAAUACCAACGGCGAGAUGGCGAAAGAAUGUCCGACGAGCAACUACAACAACUAUUGGCUCAAAAUCCUCAAUUUUUCCAUCAACGAGACAUCCCGGACGAUAUUCACACCAUUGACGAAGAAGAGCUCGAGGAUGACGAUCUGGAGGAGGACGCGGGGGGCGCCGGGAGUCACGGCACCCCGGAUGAGGAGCAAGCGGCGGAUUACGAGGGUGGUUCAUCUCAAAUAGGUACGAAAUCUAAAUCUCCUAUUAUAGAAAAUAAUUUUAAAAAGUAUAAAGACCCAAGCACCGAGAAAUGGUACGCAAGUUGCAACCAUUGCGAUAAGGUGUACAGUUUGGGAACUUCGGGCAGAUACGGGAGCCUCAAAAGGCAUCUUAUGGGCAAGCACAAGGUGGAGUACGCAAAAAUUGAGAAAGGCAAGGGGAAGCAAUCACAAAUAUCGAGGUUUGCAAAUAACCAACCUUAUGGUAAUUUCUCAUACAAUGAUCAACAAAAUUUGACAGGUAUGGCUAACUUUAUAGUUGAAGAAAAUUUACCUUAUUUGUUUUCUGAAAGUGUUUCUUUUAAAGAGUAUGCACAAACUUGUUUAAAUCCUCAAUUUCGAAGUUAUAGUCGAAAAACGGUUAAAAAAGAAAUUAUAAGGCUUUAUAAGGCGGAAAAGUUGAACUUACAAAUUUUUUUUGCAAACUAUGAUGGACGUGUUACUGUUUGUUCUGACAUAUGGGAGGACACCUAUCAUAAUUUACAUUAUUUGGGUUUGACUGCACAUUAUGUCGAUGAUGAUUGGAAUUUGCAUAAACGUGUUCUUGCUUUUCGUGAAUUUAAUGAUCGUCACACCGCCGAACAUAUUUAUAUUUUGAUUGAGCGUAUUUUAAUUGAGUAUAAUUUGGUUGAUAUAGGUUUUGAUACAGGUUUUGAUAAUGCUACUAAUAAUAUUGCUGCUAUACCUAGAUUGCGUGAAUUGUGUGGUUCUACUACUUUGAUGGGUAGAUUUUUUCAUCAACGAUGUGCAUGCCAUAUAAUAAAUUUAUGUGUGCAGGAUGGUCUAAAAGCGUUGGGAGAUGCUAUGGAGGUAGCGAAGGGGGGGAUUAGACGUAUUUGGGCUAAUGGUCAACUUAGAUUAAAAUGGAAAAAUUAUUUGAAUGAAAGAAAUGUGAAAUAUGUUGCUUUUCCUAAAGAUUUGUCUAUUCGGUGGAAUAGUUCUUAUAAAUUAAUUAGAGUUCUUAUUAGAUAUAAAGAACAUUUUCCUGCUUUUUUAAAAGAAUAUGAUAACUACAUUUUAAACUCCGCUCACAUUGACACUUGCGAAAAAAUUUGUAAUGUUUUGAUAUAUUUUUAAUAAUGCAACUGAAAGUUUUAGUCAUGUUUAUAAACCUACUUCAAACGAAUUUAUGCGUGAACUUGUUAAUCUCGCCGGUGCUUUUAAUGAAUUUCAAAAUGCCGAUUAUGUGAGCUAUUUUUGUACUUUUAUGAAGGAAAAGUUUUUAAAAUAUUAUGCACAUAUUCCACAUAUUUAUGGUAUUGCAUUUAUUCUCGAUCCUCGUUAUCGACUUGGUAAUUUGGAACAAUGUUACAAGUUCUAUUAUGAAUCUUUUUAUGGUGAUUUUCCAAUGUAUGAAGAUAACCCUAUAGAUCCGCAAUCUGAAUACAACGAGGUUAGUAGUUUAUUUUAUUCUUUAUUUAAUGAGUUUCGUGCACAAUAUGGCAACGUGCCCCCUCCCCCAACCCAAACAUCUUCAUCUAAAGGAAAAGGUUUUUUUAAAUCUGCAUUUGGCAAUCUUAUGAAAAAAGCUAAAACAAUGCACACUACUGAACAAAGCACAAUUAAUGAGAUUGCUUUGUAUACUAACUAUGAGGUUGAGUUUGUAGAAAAUGAAGAAUUUGACGUCCUAAAGUGGUGGAAGUCAAAAGAAAGAAAGUUCCCGAUUUUGGCACGGAUGGCUAAGCAAGUACUAUCAAUGCCGGUUUCAACAGUUGCCGUGGAACAAGAAUUUAGUUCGACCGGCAACGUCCUAACUAAAUCGAGAACGUGUUUGAGUGCCGAAUCUCUUGAGACGCUUAUAUGCUACCACGAUUGGUUGAAGGCAAGACGUAGAACUCAAGAACUUAGCCUCAUCCCCUCCCAAGACUUUAUGGAUGAAUCAACCGAUGGUGAUUUUACCUAUGCCGGGGAUUCCGAUUGAUUAGUAUUUUACAAUUUAUUAUUUUAUCCUCAAUUCUCUAUUGUAAUUUGUGAACUUGUAGAUUUGUAGUUCAUAUUUCAAAUCAAUA